Rhinolophus ferrumequinum (greater horseshoe bat) is the source of this 1704-nucleotide messenger RNA. RefSeq names its product TNF receptor superfamily member 11b (gene TNFRSF11B). The transcript has 5 exons. The record is from RefSeq and is a predicted model, not a curated record. Gene Ontology annotation, biological process: signal transduction. Gene Ontology annotation, molecular function: protein binding. The coding region runs from base 221 to 1426 and encodes 401 amino acids. Lineage: Eukaryota; Metazoa; Chordata; Mammalia; Chiroptera; Rhinolophidae.
UCCACCUCUGCCGCCCAAGGAUCCUAAAAAAGGUGCAAACUUUAGUACAGAUAGGGAAUGGAUGAUCAAAGCCAAGCCGGUACUUCCUGUUGCCCGGGGGCUAUAUAUAACGUGAUGACUGCUCAGGCUGCGGAGACAGAGACGCACUGGAGCGCUCGCCCCGCCGCUGCCGCCACCGCCACCGCCGCCUCCAAGCGCCUGAGGUUUCCCGGGGACCACAAUGAACAAGUUGCUGUGCUGCGCGCUCGUGUUCCUGGACGUUUCCAUUAAAUGGACCACCCAGGAAACAUUUCCUCCCAAGUACCUUCAUUAUGACCCAGAAACCUCUCGUCAGCUUAUGUGUGACAAAUGUCCUCCUGGCACCUACCUAAAGCAACACUGUACAGCAAGGUGGAAGACCGUGUGUGCCCCCUGUCCUGACAACUACUACACAGACACCUGGCACACCAGUGACGAGUGUUUGUACUGCAACUCCGUGUGCAAGGAGCUGCAGUAUGUCAAGCAGAACUGCAAUCGCACCCAGAAUCUCGUGUGCGAAUGCGAAGAAGGGCGCUACCUCGAGGUUGAGUUCUGCCUGAAGCACCGGAGCUGUCCCCCUGGAUUUGGAGUGCUACAAGCUGGAACCCCAGAGCGAAAUACAGUUUGCAAAAGAUGUCCAGAUGGGUUCUUCUCGAAUGAGACGUCAUCAAAAGCACCCUGUAGGAAACACACCAACUGCAGUGCACUGGGUCUCCUUCUGACUCAGAAAGGAAAUGCAAUGCAUGACAAUGUAUGUUCUGGAAACAGUGAAUCGACUCACAAAUGCGGAAUAGAUGUCACCCUGUGUGAGGAGGCGUUCUUCCGGUUUGCUGUUCCUACCAAGUUUACCCCUAACUGGCUCAGUGUCCUGGUGGACAACCUGCCUGGCACCAAAGUCAAUGCAGAGAGUCUGGAGAGGAUAAAGCGGAGACACAACUCACAAGAACAGACUUUCCAGCUGCUGAAGUUGUGGAAACAUCAAAACAAAGACCAAGAUAUGGUCAAGAAGAUCAUCCAAGAUAUCGACCUCUGCGAAAACAGUGUGCAGAAACACAUCGGGCACACAAAUCUCACCUUCGAACAGCUCUGCAGCUUGAUGGAAAGCUUGCCAGGGAAGAAAGUCAUGACAGAAGACAUUGAAAGAACAAUGAAGGCGUGCAAAUCAAAUGAGCAGUUACUGAAGCUGCUCAGCCUGUGGAGAAUAAAAAAUGGCGACCAAGACACUCUAAAGGGCCUAAUGCACGCACUAAAGCACUUGAAAACAUACCACUUUCCCAAAACUGUCACUCAGAGUCUGAAGAAGACCAUCAGGUUCCUUCACAGCUUCACGAUGUACAGAUUGUAUCAGAAGCUAUUUUUAGAAAUGAUAGGGAACCAGGUCCAAUCAGUAAAAGUAAGCUGCUUAUAACUGGAAACGGUCAUUGGGCUGUUUCCUCACAAUGGACCAGAUCCGAUGGAUGAGUAAACUGUUUCUCAGGCACUUGAGGGGGGUAAAAUGAUUUCUUUCUCAUCACCAAGGACGAGCUUUGGCCCCAAGGCAUGGGAAGAAACUAUGGUGUGGAGAAAGAACUAACUUCUCCCCUAAAAGUUCAAUAAACCCCAAAUAGUUUAUCCAACUGACAGAUCUGGUCCAGUAUCUACUGACUUUAUUUUCCCUUAUUACUGUUGCAGUAAUUCAACUGGAAA